Leptidea sinapis is the source of this 4084-nucleotide messenger RNA. RefSeq names its product annulin. NCBI's taxonomy places the organism in Eukaryota, Metazoa, Arthropoda, Insecta, Lepidoptera, Pieridae. Gene Ontology annotation, molecular function: protein-glutamine gamma-glutamyltransferase activity. Gene Ontology annotation, biological process: peptide cross-linking. The record is from RefSeq and is a predicted model, not a curated record. Bases 206 to 2503 code for a protein of 765 amino acids. The transcript has 12 exons.
UUGUUCGUAGGACACGCACGCACCGAUAUUUCUGUUAAACAUUUUUAAGUGGAUCAUAGAGUAGUUAUGAACUAAAUACAGAUUUGUUUACAUUGUUGUACGCGGCCAACGGUUUAAAUUUGGCAAACCGCAAUUGAUCGACGUUUUAAAAUACAAAUGUAAAUCGAUUAUCUCAGUGUCUGGUUAUAAAUUUAAGUGUGAAGUCAUGGGUGCGGUGAAAAGUAAAAUUGAGAGAUGUUGCAACACGAAGUGUGGAUGCUGUGGUUUGAGAUAUGCUGAUUCAUAUGAUCUCAAAGACUUGCCUCGCCCACCGCGGCUGGAUAUAUCCAACGAUGUCAUCGACGGGACAAGACAAGGCGUACUCGCCGUGCAAGGAAUCGACUUCUGCAUAGAAACAAACGGAGAAAAUCACCACACAAAUAAAUUUAACCUCAUGACAAGAGAUGUGGACAGGUGUCUUGUUGUAAGACGAGGCCAGCCUUUCAAACUGGAUAUCCUUUUAAACAGACCGUACGAUGCAAACAGAGAUGCUGUUUCUUUCAUAUUUUACGUAUCAGAUGUGGAGAAACGUGGACCGUCUGACGAUACAUCUGCUGCCGUGCCUAUGCUAGAGAAGGGUUCGGAGACGCUCGGAUCAUGGAACGCCGUGUACGAAGGUCAAGUUGACUCUCAUCUGAUGGUGGCUGUCACUCCUUCUGCUGACUGCAUUGUGGCUUCCUGGCGGUUGGAUGUUGACACCAGACUGAACGGAGGCAGCUCACUGAGUUACACUCACCCGCAGCCUAUCUACGUGCUCUUCAAUCCCUGGUGUUUGAAUGACAGCGUUUAUAUGCCAGGUCACAGUCAUCGCGAGGAGUAUGUUCAAGAAGAUGGUGGGUUGAUGUUCAGAGGCGUGUACAAUAGAAUUAAACCUACGCCAUGGAAUUAUGCGCAACAUGAGAAAGAUAUUUUGGAUUGCGCACUUUAUCUAGUCAGAGAAAUCGGAAAGGUAAAAGGUCGUGCCCGAAGUGACCCAAUACGAACUGCUCGAGCGCUGUCGGCUGCGGUGAACGUCCAGGACGACAACGGAGUCCUGAUGGGAAGGUGGGGCAAGGAGUUGAGCGACUACAGCGGGGGAUCCCAUCCGCUGAAGUGGGUCGGCUCGCUCGCCAUCCUACAGAGCUAUUACGAGAAGAAGAAACCGGUCAAAUUUGCGCAGUGUUGGGUUUACGCGGGUGUUUUGACUACGGUAUGUCGGGCCCUGGGUAUCCCAUGUCGGCCGGUCACUGGGUAUGAUGCAGCUCAUGAUAGCCAGGGCAGCCUCACCAUCGACAUCAUAAAGGAUGAGGAAGGGAAUACUUUAGAGGAGUUCACGAGGGACUCUGUUUGGAAUUAUCACGUGUGGAGUGAGGUUUGGAUGGAGAGACCGGACUUGGGGCCCGAAUAUGGAGGCUGGCAGGCGAUUGACUCUACUCCUCAAGAGACCUCUGAAGAUAUGUUCCGAUGUGGCCCCGCCUCCCUGCGAGCGGUGCGGGAUGGAGAGCUUCAAAGACCAUAUGAUGCUGGAUAUGUUUUCGCCCAAGUUAAUGCUGACAAAGUUCUAUGGAAGUAUUCGGGUGAAAUCCAACCGCUAAAAUUAAUAGCCCGCGACACGACUUCAAUUGGUCAAAAUAUAUCAACUAAAUCAAUUGGUAAAAUGGAAAGAGAGGAUAUAACGGAUCUAUACAAGUAUCCGGAAAGCACGCGGGAAGAGCGACUUACAAUGGAAAAAGCUCUCAGAAAAUCGGAGAGUAUAUUCGCAAGAUAUUAUUUGAAUGAUGCGUUCAAUGAAAUCGUGUUUGACUUCGAACUCAGGGAUGACAUCAAGAUUGGACAAGAUUUUAACGUUAUUCUUCACAUGAAGAACCGAUCAACAAUAAACCAGCACAAUGUGAAGGGCGUGCUCAGGGUCGAUACUGUUACCUACACCGGCGUCACGGGCGAUGGAGUCAAGAGAGAAGAGUUCGACCGCGUGCUUGCACCCGAGGCGAAGGACAGAAUCAGCCUGCUCGUCAAAUUUGAUGACUAUUAUAAAAAACUUGUCGACCAGGCGUCAUUCAACAUUGCAUGCCUUGCCACCAUAGUCGACAAAAACUUUGAUUACUUCGCUCAAGAUGACUUCCGAGUACGCAAUCCUGAUAUUAAAAUAACAAUUGAAGGCAAACCCGUCUCCAAAAAAGAGAUUACAGUCACUGUUAAGGUUGAGAAUCCACUGCCCAUUCCGCUGAAGAAUGGAAAGUUCUACAUCCAAGGUGUAGGACUCGAGAAACAAUUGAAGAUCGAACUGGAUAAUAAUGUCCAACCCGGUGAAUUCGCGACUGCAGAGUUUAAGUUAACUCCGCCUUGGGCCGGCAAACACCAAAUAUCAGCUAAAUUUACUUCCAAAGAAAUGCAUGACGUUGAUGGUUUUUUGUCCUUCCUUGUUGCCAUGCCAGAGUCGAAUGGAAUACUGCCGAUAGAUGGCGUUGAAACAAGACAGAUAUGAUAAUUUGCCUGACGGAAUAAAAUUGUAUAUAAAUUGAUUUGAUGUGUUAGGUGUUCCAAAUCAAUGAAGAAUUAUUGGCUGAACCAAUAAAAUUAUUAUAUCUAGAGGCUUGAGGCAUAAUAUAUUUUUGUAUUUAUAUUAACAUAUUGUAGUGUAUUAUAAUAAUACAGCGUGGUGUUAAUAAACACUAGACAGCUACUUAAACAGUCAUAAUAAAACUGUAAUAGUUAUUUAUGCAACUGUUGUGUAAUAAGGGGUAUUAAAACACGAAUGCGGAUUUAUCUCACGAGGCGAAGCCGAGUGUGAUAAUAGUAUCACAUGAGUGUUUUAAUACCUAAUUAUCAACAGUUGCAUACAAGACUUUAUCUACACCCAGAAUAUGAAUCCUCUAAAAGAUUCUGGAACAGUUAGCUUACUGCUAACAUUAAAACACCAGUCUAGUAGUAACCUAAUAUCAUUCGUUACUGAUUAUAUACAAAUAAAAUAAGUAUUAAUGAAACAAUUAUUUAUUUUAGUAGUAAUUUACAUUUUGUAUAGUGCAAUAAUUAAAAUUCACUCGAAUAUAAUGUUCUUUUGCAGCGUUUAAAAUGAAUCGCUCAUUUUUUGUAAACAAAACAAUAAAAAAAACGAAGAAAAAUGGCGGGGAUUCGAAUAACCUACUUUUUUUUUACGGCGCGCGACGUUCUGGGAGUGUGGAGCGCGCGUAAACGAAAAUGUUUUUUUGAAAUUCAUACAGAUACCACGCAUCGAGCAAUAAGAAUGUGGCUGUAUGUUGAAACUCUUUGCGCAUGAAGGGAUAAAAAAAAAACGUAGGAGUGUUGUUAUGAAAUUCAGUACAACAUUACAACACUCUUUUGGGUGAUGUAAUGGUUAUUAGAACAUUGGGUGUUUUAAUGUUGGCAAUAAGCUAACUGUUUCAGAAUCUUUAAUAGAGGAUUUAAAGCAUGGGUGUAGAUAAAUAAUUGAAAUUUAUAAACAAACGAAAUAUAUAAUAUGUAUUUAAUAUUUAAAAUUAUAAUCAUCCUUACGGCUUACGUGGUCGCACAAGACGUAGUCAUGAAGUAGGUGUCAGUGCACGGUACGGUAGCUCGUAUGUUCCAAAAUGAUAUCAUAUAAAAUUUAAUUAUGUACGUGAAUGUGUUCGUUUAUUUUUUUUAAUAUAAUAUUUAUGAUUAUGGCUAAGUAGCAGACGUGGUUUUAUUUUAUGUUUAAUUUUUAUUGACUACGCUGUAUGUGAUACACAAAUAAAUCGAUAUACAAAUAACUUUUCAGUCCAUUAUGAUCAAUUAUUUAAACUAUGUCAUAGUGUCUGUCUGGGAGUGAAAUAUAAGAGGGAUUUUAAUAUAAUAGGUAAUUUUUUAGAGCCAAAAAACACUCACAUAUUUUAUCAAUCGUUAUCAUAAAAUUGCUGACUAAGCAUGUAUAUUUCCAAUCAUGUAUCAAAGCUAGUCAUAAGAAUUUGCCACGAAAAUGUCCGACGUUAAGCAGAAUACUUCUGAGGCAAAGAAGGUAAGAAUUCUAUAAGAUCUAUAAGAUAAUUUUGAUUUAAUCUGCCAACAUAAAUAAAUUAAACAUUAUUUA